AUGCCGCUGCCGGUGGCGGUGCCGGUCCCGCUGCCGCCGCUCCCCCCCGCAAAAUGGUCGCGCUCGCCCCGCCGAGAGGAUGCGAGCGGGGGGGCGGCGCCGCCGACCCCGCCGGCCACGCCCCCCUCUCCCGCCGAUUGGUCGGAGGCCGCGAGAGCCCGCGCCCCAUUGGCUAGUUCGAACCAUCACGGCGCGCAGGGCCCGCCCACUGUCCCCGCGGGGAGGGCGGGCAGCGCGGCCCGCACGCGGCCGAGCCCCGGCGGCAGAUUCGCCACGGGCUCCCGGUGCCAACGCGGCUCCUCCGCGCCCCGUCCCGCCGCUCCCGCCGCGCCCGCCGCGUCCCUCCCUCACCGGCGGCACGCUGAAAUUUUUUCCCCGUUUCUCCGUGGAUUUUUCGGGGCGUUUCGGCGCCUGAAGGCCCGAGGCGCAGAUUCGCCGCGCGGGCCCGGCGCGGUUUUGGAGGGAAAAGGCGGCCCCGGCGCGGGCGCGGUGCCGCUCAUUUUUAUGAUUAAAAACCGCAAAAAAUCCCCCUCAGAGGCAGAUUUUGACACCAGCACUGCUGUCACCACCGGCACUCCUCCCCGUGCCGGCGGGCAGGAGCGAUCAUCCCCAUCCAGGACGCAGCAAUUCCUACUCCUGUCUCCCAGUGAAGGAGGUGAAAAAAAAACCCCAAUUAUUGAAGGCUUUUCGCUGAAACCCAAACCCAAAACGCCAGCAGGGUGCUGGUGUUCCGCCAGCAAAUCCUGGACCAGCAAACCCAGAACUGAACCCACAAAGCUCCAGCCCCGAAAUGUGAAUUUCCCAACAAUUCUCCUCAAUUUCCACCAAUUUUUUUUUGCCCAGAACCCAAAUUCUCCUCAAUUUCCACCAAUUUUUUUUUUGCCCAGAACCCAAAUUCUCCUCAAUUUCCACCAAUUUUUUUGGCCAGAACCCAAAUUCUCCUCAAUUUCCACCAAUUUUUUUGGCCAGAACCCAAAUUCUCCUCAAUUUCCACCAAUUUUUUUUGCCCAGAACCCAAAUUCUCCUCAAUUUCCACCAAUUUUUUUUGCCCAGAACCCAAAUUCUCCUCAAUUUCCACCAAUUUCUUUUUGCCCAGAACCCAAAUUCUCCUCAAUUUCCACCAAUUUCUUUUGCCCAGAACCCAAAUUCUCCUCAAUUUCCACCAAUUUCUUUUGCCCAGAACCCAAAUUCUCCUCAAUUUCCACCAAUUUCUUUUGCCCAGAACCCAAAUUCUCCUCAAUUUCCACCAAUUUUUUUUGCCCAGAACCCAAAUUCUCCUCAAUUUCCACCAAUUUUUUUGGCCAGAACCCAAAUUCUCCUCAAUUUCCACCAAUUUUUUUGGCCAGAACCCAAAUUCUCCUCAAUUUCCACCAAUUUCUUUUGGCCCAGAACCCAAAUUCUCCUCAAUUUCCACCAAUUUUUUUGUGGCUGCUCCCCACCACCAACAGCGGGGGGAAAGGGGCACCAGAGGGAAAUGGGGGGUGGUUCCUUCCUUUCCUUUUAUCCCAUAAAGUCUUUUUUUUUCCCUCCUCCUCCUCUUCCUCGGCCCCACUAAAGCAGCAGGGGGUUUUUAGGGAGCUGUUUCCUGCUGGAUGCAGCGGGAGCCUGCGAGGCAAUUCAGCAGCACUUGCCAAAAGGGGCCGGGGGGCCACAAAAGGGGUCCAGAGCCCCCUCCCCACCCUGCCCCACGAAGGGGCAGCACAAAUUGCAGCACACAUUUUGGGGUUUCUGCUGCACAGGGGGGACCCAGCAACUCCUGACCACAUUUUGGGGUCUCUGCUCCACAGGGGAGGAGAACCCAACUAG
This is a messenger RNA of Motacilla alba alba, 1806 nucleotides long. RefSeq names its product DNA-directed RNA polymerase II subunit RPB1-like. The transcript has 4 exons. Bases 1 to 1806 code for a protein of 601 amino acids. The record is from RefSeq and is a predicted model, not a curated record. Lineage: Eukaryota; Metazoa; Chordata; Aves; Passeriformes; Motacillidae.